AAAAAACCCGACCUCCCAGACCGCCCCCCUAGCGCCGCCGGGCCUCGAGCCCCUGGAUCCACCGGCGGCUGCUCUCACCGGCGCCGCCGCCAUGCCGACCUCGACCGGAGCUUCCACGACCCACUAGCCACGCCGCCCUCGACAGCUGCCGCCACACCCGCCUCGAGCGGCGCCUCCUUCGAUCCGACGCGAUCGGCUGCUCUGACCUGCGCCGGCGCCUCUCACCGGCAGCGCAAGGGAUGCCGCCCAGCCCCUCUCAAGCGGCGCCGCCUCCCAUCCGCCCCAUCCGCAGAUCGGCGAAGAGCUCCCAUGGAAGGCAAUGGCUUCGAUCCGCGGUCCCAUGAGGAGUCCUCCUACGCUGGUGCCAACUCCAAGUCGUCGCAGCCGCCGCCGACCGGCGCCCACGCGUGGGGCUGGCAGCCGCCGCCGACCGGCCCCGUCCACGGUCGGGUCGCCCCCACGGCAUUGGACCUGAACUCGCGAGCGCCGGGGGAGGGGUUCCCUGCCCCUGGUCAGUACCAAAACAUCCUCCAGGGCGACGACUUCGAGCUCUUCGAUGGCAGCGGCAGGUACUCUGGGCUCCCUCCCCAUCGCGCACCACGGUCUAUUGGAGUCCCGGAUCAGCGUGUCGAAGGAUGGGAUGGACGGGCUAGCCGAACAACACAGAGCGCCUGCCACCUCAACUUUGGGCAGUCGGAGCAGUGUUGAGGAGGAAACGAUCGUGGCGGCGGUCAAUCGUGCGCUAACACUACCGUGAUGCCACCUGCUGCACGUCGCCAGCGCAACAACGCGGCGUCCCAUGGAGGCGGAGGCCAGCGCGGACGGCGUCCCCGUGCAGCGAGGAGUGCCGGCCGCGGGCAAGCAUCUAGGUCCGGCGAUCUCUUCACCAAUGAUCAUGAGGAGCCGGAGGAUGAGGUGGAGGAGAUGGGCAGCUCCAAUGGUCCCCCGGUGAGCCAAGGAUCUAGAGCAUUUUGGUCCGAUGAAAAUAGUGCUUGCUUGUUGCAAUUGUGCCUAGAACAAUGAACCACAGGAACAUAUACUGGUGCACAAAUGAGUGGUGAAGGGUACCAAGCUGUGCAAGAGGGCUUAUUUGAGCGUCGUAGGUUGGUGUACACCCGUCUACAGGUGAAGAAUCAAAUAGGAGUUCUCAAAAACAUAUACUCUUUCUAUCGGUACUUGCUAGUGCACACGGGGUUGGGGAGACUACCGGAUGGAACCAUUGAUGCAGAUUCUGAAUUCUGGAUCACCCACACAGAGAAAAAACCUUACCUAAGGAGGCUACUGAAGGGACCUCCACCAAAUUCGGACUUGCUUGAGCAUUUGUUUCGUGGGUUCACAGUGGAUGGAAGCAUAGCUUAUGCUCCUAGAAAUGAUUAUGGUGAGCAACAUGGGCAAGAUGGAGGGGCAAAAGAGACAGAUAGAAGGGCAAAAGAGAAUUUAGAAGCAACACCUAGAAGUACAAGUAGCAAGAGGUCUUGGGCUAGCACCUCAACCACAGUGCUUAGUCCAGUGAAGAAGAGCAAAGGCCCAAUGGUGAAAAUAAUGUGGGACAUAGCUAGUACAUUCAAAGAGUCUGCCAGUAUCAGCGCUAGGAUGAUGGCGAAACGUGCUACUGACAAGGAGGCUUUUUCAAUAGCACGGUGUCAGGAGCUGGCAUUUCCGUGUGGCGUUGAGCGAACAGUUGAAGCUGUCUAUGCAAUGUCUAAGUUGUUUGCAUCUCAGUACCAAAGGGAGUUCUUUUGUGUCCUAGAACUAACUCCAGAUCUUAGGCUCAGGUACUUCAAGAAAUGGUGCAGAAACAAUAAUUUGGAGUAGUCAGGAAGUAUUUGAUGCGUUGUACUAUUGUGUCUGUGAUUGUCGGUGUUUAGCCAUCAAGCCUGUUCAGGGAUACCCUUAGCAGUAGGAUUGUAGGCAAGGGAUCGACUAGCUCUAGAACUCGAUGGUGCAAGGAACACAAGGAUUUGGACA
Molecule: messenger RNA, 1968 nt
Organism: Panicum virgatum (switchgrass)
Lineage: Eukaryota; Viridiplantae; Streptophyta; Magnoliopsida; Poales; Poaceae
Exons: 2
Coding region: 1051-1815 (254 amino acids)
Source: RefSeq, a predicted model, not a curated record